AUGAAUACUCUUUUAAUCGCUCCAGUCACUGCUCAGGAAAUCAAGCAAGCUGCCUUUAACAUCAAAGGGGACAGUGCCCCUGGUGCGGAUGGUUGGACUGGUGCGUUCUUUCAGCGAUAUUGGUCAAUUGUUGGCUCGGACAUUAUCAAGGAGGGUGCUUUUGUAGCAGGACGUCUGAUAUCAGACAACAUCCUGAUUGCUCACGAGAUUGUGCAUGCUCUCCAGACUAAUGCAAAAUUCAAUGAGAGUUUUCUUGCAAUAAUGACUGAUAUGUCCAAGGCUUAUGAUAGAGUGGAGUGGGAAUUUCUGGAGCAUCUCUUCUGCAAGAUGGGUUUUCAUGGUCAAUGGAUACAAUGGAUUAUGAUGAGUCAGCUGCAAGGUCGUUUAACAGGCUUUAGUUUCAAUAAUUUGUAUCCUGUGGUGCAACACCUACUCUUCGCUGAUGACAGCCUGCUCAUCAGUCGAGCCACAAAGGAGGAAUGUGAAGAGAUUAUUCGUUGCCUUCAGUUGUAUGGGAAGGCGUCUGGCCAGUUAAUCAACUUCUCCAAAUCGGCUGUAACAUUUGGGAAGAAAACAACGGAUGAGGUAAAACAAAUUGUCAAGCAGACAUUGAAUAUACUUGAAGAAGGAGGCUCAGGCACUUAUUUGGGAUUACCAGAAUGCUUCAGGGGAUCUAAGCAAGCUCUGUUGGGUUUCAUUGGUGAUAAACUGCAGAAUCGGCUUCAAGGGUGGUUUGCUAAUUCUCUGUCUUUGGGUGGUAAGGAAGUUCUUCUGAAGGCUGUUGUGAUGGCACUCCCAGUUUUUGCCAUGUCCUAUGUUCGGUUGAGUAAGAAUCUCUGCAGGAUGCUUACUAGUGCUAUGUGCGAGUUAUGGUGGAGUAACUGUCAGGGUAAGCGCAAGAUUGCAUGGGUGGCGUGGAAGAAACUGUGCAAAUCCAAAUCAGAAGGUGGCCUUGGGUUCAAGGAUCUUGGUGAUUUUAACCAGGCAUUGCUAGCCAAACAAGCCUGGCGGAUUUUGAAUACUCCGGAUUCUCUGCUUGCAAGAUUCUAUAAAAGCAGAUAUUUCCGCAAAUCGACGAUCCUGGACUGUGGUAAGUGUACAAGGCCUUCGUAUGCUUGGAGGAGCAUUAUACAUGGUCGUGAAUUGCUCAAGCAAGGAUUAUUGAAGAAUAUUGGUGAUGGUCAUGAUACAUCGGUUUGGCUGGACAAGUGGAUUUUUGAUAAGCACCCCCGAGCCCCCUACAGGUUUCAAACAAUUUUUCAAGUUAACCUGCGGGUGUCUGAUCUUCGGGUGACUAAUCAACCCCAAUGGGACAGGGAGAAAGUGCAAUAUCUGUUUCCUCCGGGAGAUGCAAGCCAAAUCUUGGCUAUGCCUCUAAAGGUUGGUAGUAGAGAUCGUUAUAUAUGGCCUUAUACUAAGUCUGGGUCCUAUUCUGUGAAGAGUGGGUAUUGGUUGAAGCAGACGUUGCCGACCCUUUAUGAACCUCGGGAUGAUGUGUUGGCUAAGCGGAAUGAGCUUAAGGCGCAUGUGUGGAAGCUGAAAACAGUUCCAAAGAUAAAGUCCUUCCUGUGGCGAAUGCUAUCUGGUGCAUUAGCGGUCACUGAACAUUUAGCAUCACGAGGACAGGCUUUUGCCAUGGCUAAUAUUCCCUCUCCAAGUGGCGGGUUUUCUCCUGUUUAUGUUGAUCAAAACUGGGAACACUUAUGGUCUGUAAUGCAGGAUGACACGAUACCAGGAGAGGAAAAGUCUCUGCAAUGGAAUGCUGUUCAGGCCUUACCAUCAUAUGCAGAGCAGCCCAAGUGUGUACAACAGGGUAAACUAGAGGUCAAAUGGUGUAAGCCCCCGAUGGGAUUUAUUAAAUGUAAUGUGGGUUCAUCAUGGAGGAAUAGCUCUUGUUUGUCUAGUGGUGCUUGGAUCGUGAGAGAUUACCAAGGCCAGGUUUUAUACCACGCUAGACAUGCUCUGACUGCCUCUGAGUCACGUUUUCUUGCGACACUGCGCACCUUUCUGUGGGCAAUAGAGGCGCUUUUGAUCUUGCAGACACCUAAAGUGGAGUUUGUAAUAGAUAAUGCUCUGGUUAUCGAGGCUGUUAAUAACCCCACAGGUUGUCCACGGUUUCAUCUGGUUUUAAAUGAGAUUCUCAUGGCCUUGUCUAAGUUCUCUGCGUGGAGAUGCUACUCAGCUGCGAGUUCUGCUAACAAGGUUGCGAUGGCGAUUGCAUCGAGUGUCACAAGGGAUGGUCGGUUUAAGUCUUACCUCUCACUUGGAGGGCCUUCUUGGCUUCAUGAUCAAGUGAGGAGCGAGGGGUUAUAG
Molecule: messenger RNA, 2313 nt
Organism: Camelina sativa (false flax)
Lineage: Eukaryota; Viridiplantae; Streptophyta; Magnoliopsida; Brassicales; Brassicaceae
Molecular function (GO): nucleic acid binding; RNA-DNA hybrid ribonuclease activity
Source: RefSeq, a predicted model, not a curated record